Molecule: messenger RNA, 925 nt
Organism: Drosophila novamexicana
Lineage: Eukaryota; Metazoa; Arthropoda; Insecta; Diptera; Drosophilidae
Exons: 2
Coding region: 232-705 (157 amino acids)
Biological process (GO): septate junction assembly
Source: RefSeq, a predicted model, not a curated record
AGUCUUCUAAUUUCCAUAUAUUUAUAUAUUAUAUUUCUUAGGCAAGCUGCUCCUUGAACUUAACUUAUCUAAUAUAGGUUUCUCAAAGUGUUUGUAUAGUCAAUGUUAAAUCUGGUUUCCAUGUUAUGUUCUCUUACUUCAACUAGAAGUUCAAUUGAAAAGUUCUAUAUAGUCUUCUAAUUUCCAUUUAUAUGCCAUAUUUCCGCUCCAAGUUUGUGUCAAGAAAUCAAAAUGUUUGUGAAUGCACCUGCACCUAGAGUUUACUGUACCAACUCGUGUGUCUGUCCGUUUCCAUGUGCCUUCUGUUCCACAAUUGUCCGUCGACAAGCAUCUCAUGCAUGUUUCGAGCCCUCGUCGCAGAUCUUCACCGCCAGCAUCAUAAUCUUGAUUGAGGGCGUGGCGGAUCACAGCUACAGCAGCCAGGCGAUGCUGGUCUGUGGAACGCUGACCGGCUAUCUGAUCAUCUGCAGUGUCCUGAUCAUAGGGCAUCUGGUGGGCGCCAAACUGGACAAGCGCAUCGAUAUACUCUUCACGGUCGCCGGCUGUGUGCUCUUCGUCUCGACCGGCGCCAUCAUACUCGAUCGCUGGAUGAACUGCUACGAGAUUGCCAGCGAAAAGAACACCAUCUUGGCCUCGGGCGUAUUGGCCUUUGCCACAGCCGCCAUUUUUAUCGCUGACACAUUUGUCAUAUUUCAUGCCCAAUAAAACUUGCAGAAGCCAAACCAAUUUCAACGUGCUUAUGUACUUUUCUAGCGCACUUUGGGAUGAAUCACAUAGGUCACAUUUAUAAGAAAUAAUAGAGGCCAGUAUUAGUCAUGAAAGCCAGCUGCAUAUUUUGCUAAACUAUAUAAGCUAACAUCUUUCAAGUUGAUAUUUCAAAAUAUAUAUAUGUCUAUAUUUUUGCUGAUAACCGCUUUUUAAACCG